AUGAGGAUGGCUGGUUACCCCCAGCGAAGAGGUUUGCUGUCGGUGUGGUGUGAGGAGUUGGGUCGUCUGCUCCUUCUGCGGCACCAGAAGGACCGAAACGAGCAGAAGGACAGUGCUGUGCCAACCAUGCACCAGACGAUGCACAAACCGCCGCACAUGGCGCCGGGACCACACAGCUAUUCCUGUUUCAGUGAGUCCUCGUCGAUGGCGCCACUGGGCUGGCAGCAGGCCCCGGGGGCCCCUCCCUCACAGGGCCCACAGCAACAACAGCAGCAGCUCUCCGUGGUGACGACGGUUUGGGGCGUCACGACUAGCACCCAGAGUGGAGGACCCAUGGCCGGAUCGUAUGGUGGCACCCACACGACGAUGGCCCAGGGGGCCCCUUACUCCGGGGGCCAGCCUGGGGGUACCUACCCGGGAAGCAUGACGCCCAAGUCCUACCCUCCUGGCAUGGGUAACAGGCAAAACGGGCCUGGUUACAAUGGGUGAGUUGCCCGAAAUUUUAAUUUUUUAUUUUUAUUCAAAAACGUUCAUUAACUGGCGCUAUCUAAUUUGUUGUCAAUUUAAAUGUUGCAAACGU
This is a messenger RNA of Uloborus diversus, 580 nucleotides long. Its product is annotated as zinc finger MIZ domain-containing protein 1-like. The transcript has 3 exons. The coding region runs from base 1 to 489 and encodes 162 amino acids. The record is from RefSeq and is a predicted model, not a curated record. NCBI's taxonomy places the organism in Eukaryota, Metazoa, Arthropoda, Arachnida, Araneae, Uloboridae.